Messenger RNA from Cryptococcus wingfieldii CBS 7118, 1632 nucleotides. RefSeq lists its product as hypothetical. Lineage: Eukaryota; Fungi; Basidiomycota; Tremellomycetes; Tremellales; Cryptococcaceae. Gene Ontology annotation, cellular component: Golgi apparatus. Gene Ontology annotation, molecular function: small GTPase binding. The transcript has 4 exons. The record is from RefSeq and is a predicted model, not a curated record. Gene Ontology annotation, biological process: Golgi organization; endoplasmic reticulum to Golgi vesicle-mediated transport. The coding region runs from base 1 to 1632 and encodes 543 amino acids.
AUGCCCAACAAAAAAUCAAAGGCGGCUAAGGCAGCUGCUAGCACCAGCGCGAAAGCCGAGCAACUCGUCGCCGACGACACUGUUGCCUCACCCAGCAACGGGGACGCUCAAGAAAAUGAGAAUGAGAAUGGGGAGGAGGGCGAGCCCGCCGGUGAGGAGCUUGUACCCGAAACCCCCAGAGAGUCUUAUGGUAGUGCUGCUGUGGACGAUGAUGACCUCUCACCAGAAGAACGGGUGAAGUUGCUGGAGGAGGAGCUAGAGAGCACACGGCAGGAUAAGGAGACGCUUGGGAACCAAUACAGAAGCUUGCUGGGCAAGCUCACUGCUAUGCGGACUACUUUGGGGGAUAAGCUCAAGGAAGAUGCUGAAGAGCUGGACAGACGGGAGACACAGAUCAACACACUCACAUCCGACAACGAGACAUUCCAAAAUACUAUUCAGACUCUCCAAUCCGAGCUCCAAUCUCUGACAGCCGAAUCCUCUUCCCUCUCCGCCCAACUCUCCCAAAUCCGAUCACAGUCCGACUCUUCCUCCUCUGAUGUACUCUCUCUCACACGAGAGAUGCGUGAACUGAGGGGAGAGAUGGAAAGGUUGAGGCUGGAAAGGGAAGAGUGGGAAGAAGAGGCUGGGCGCGAGAGGGAGAGAAGAGAGGAGGGUGAGGAAGAAAUGGGGAGGGUGGAGAGGAGAGAGAGGGAGAUGAGAGGGGAAGUGGAGAGGCUGCGAGAAGAGAGGGAUAAGGAGAGGGAACGAGCGGAUAAUCUCCAGGAGGUAUUGAGCGAAUUCCAAGCUGCGAAAGAUUCAGAGCUGGAUCAAGCGACACAUGAGCUGGAGACUCAACUGCGGCUGGCAGCUGCCUCAUUGUCAGACUUGAAACUUCGAGCAGCCAACGCCGAGACGCAAUUAUCAGAAGUGUCUUCCGACGCAAAGAAGGUGGCUGUUUUGGAGCGGGAUAUCAAGGAGAAGAACCAGGCUAUCGCCAAAUUACGACAUGAUGCUGUGAUCAACAACGAACACUUGACAGAAGCGUUGCGGAGAUUACGAAAGAACCAGUCCGACAACAAUGUCGACCGCCGGCUCGUGACUAACAUCCUCCUCUCCUUCCUGACAGCCCCCCGCGGCGAUACCAAGCGCUUCGAAAUACUCUCUCUUUUGUCCACUAUCCUCUCGUGGGACGAUACCGAAAGAGAAAAGGCGGGGCUGCAGAGGCAGGGCGUUACGGGGAAGAGCGGGGCAAGAGGUGGAGAGGACAAGAAGAAGAGGCAGGAUACAGAGAAGAGUGCCGAGGAGGAGGCUGCGAUGAACGAGUCGUUCAGCAACCUCUUUGUCGAGUUCCUCUUGAAAGAGUCUUCGCACGGCCAACCGGUCAGACCAGCCGGCGCCGAGCCGCACCGCACUCAAUCAUCCAUCUCGCUCAACAACUCGUCACCCUUCUCUCCCGGGACAAGCAGCAUGACGUUUUCGCCGCCCCCGACGAUCCAUUCGGGAUUCACGUCGCCUCAGUCGAGGCCGAGGGGGCUGUCGACGAGCUCGCAGACGUCGGCGGGUGGAGAGAGGGUGGCUAUGGGGGGCAGGAGGACAAGCUACGGGCUGAGGGAGGCGUUGGAGCAUGAACAGCAUGGUCAGGGAUACUAG